AUGUUUAAUUUCUUGUCCAACUCCUUGAUUACGCAGGCCAGCUGUCAAGAGGGGGCUGGGUAUUUAAAACGAGCUGAUACCGAACGGCUUCGAGAAAUAUUUUUGAAAUAUGCUUCUGUAGAGAAAAAUGGAGAAAAGUACAUCCGUAGUGAAGACUUUGUUAGGAAAUUCCUUGGUCUCUUUGACGAAGAUGACUACAACAAAGAGUCAGUUCAGCUUAUCGCUGGCAUCGUCGACAUGGACAAGGAUGGGUUCAUCUCUUUCUCGGAGUUCCAGGCCUUCGAAGGGCUGUUGUGUGUCCCGGAUGCUCUAUACAAAACUGCCUUUCAACUCUUCGAUACCAAUGGGAACGGACUCGUCACUUUUGAGGAGUUUGCUGACGUCAUGCAAAAGACUGCUCUAUACAAGAAAUUGCCUUUCAACAUGGAGAGCACCUUCGUUCGCCUAUAUUUUGGAAAGGACAAAAAGCGUCUAGUGACAUACCCGGAGUUCAGUCAGUUCCUGCAUGACUUCCACGAGGAGUAUGGCGUGGAGGCUUUCAAGAAGCGCGACAUCAACGGCAGCGGGUUCAUCAGCGCUGGGGACUUCCGUGACAUCAUGCUCUCUGUUAAAAACCAUCUUCUCACCAAGGAGCUUAAAACUAAAGUUAUCGAGGCAUCAGGUUUCCCACAAGGCGAGAGAAAAAUCAGUUUCCCGUAUUACAUGGCUUUCAACUCUUUGCUUAAUAACAUGGAGCUUAUCAAACGAGUAUAUUUGAACGCAACGAACGGACAUCGAACCCAGGAGGUGACGAAGGAGGAGUUCCUUCACUCCGCACAGAUGAUGAGUCAGGUUACGCCGCUCGAAGUCGAUAUCCUUUUCACUUUGUGUGAUUUGAUACAUCACAGCAAUGGACGCAUCGUGUACAAUGACUUGAACGCGAUAACACCAGAACAAUACUUCAAGCAAGUCACGAGGCGUGUUGCUGAGAUCAAAGCAGUUUCGAGUCCAGAGGAGAGAGGUGUAUUUAUUCAGAUCUUGGAAAGCACUUACAGAUUCACUCUUGGUUCUUUUGCUGGUGCGUUGGGGGCCACAGCUGUUUACCCAAUUGACCUUGUAAAAACUCGGAUGCAGAACCAGCGUACCGGUUCAUUCAUUGGUGAAGUUGCAUACCGAAACUCCUGGGACUGUUUCAAGAAAGUAAUCCGACAUGAAGGAGUCUUUGGACUCUACAGAGGUCUGGUGCCUCAACUUAUUGGUGUCGCUCCGGAGAAGGCUAUAAAACUGACUAUGAAUGAUCUAGUUCGAGACAAAUGUAUGGAUAAGAAAGGAAACCUUACUCUGCCUGCUGAAAUUCUUGCCGGAGCUUGUGCUGGUGCGUCUCAAGUGGUAUUCACCAAUCCAUUGGAAAUCGUAAAGAUCCGUCUUCAAGUUGCGGGUGAAAUAGCUGGUGGCAGCAAAGUCAGAGCUUGGGCCGUAGUCAAAGAUUUGGGGCUCUUCGGCUUAUACAAGGGCGCUAAAGCGUGUCUUCUUCGCGAUGUUCCCUUCAGUGCUAUUUACUUCCCUGCGUAUGCGCAUUGCAAGGCGCACUUCGCUGACGAGAACGGUUAUAAUCACCCGUUGACGCUUUUAGCUGCGGGUGCUAUAGCUGGUGUUCCAGCGGCUUCUCUUGUAACGCCCGCUGACGUCAUCAAGACGCGACUUCAGGUGGUAGCUCGGUCCGGUCAAACGACCUACACCGGCGUUAUUGAUGCAACAAGGAAGAUUUGGGCCGAAGAAGGCGCUAGAGCUUUUUGGAAGGGAGCCGUGGCUCGAGUGUUCCGUUCAUCCCCUCAGUUCGCGGUGACGCUGGUCACAUAUGAAAUAUUGCAGCGUCUGUUCUACGUGGACUUUGGUGGAUCCCGACCUGCUGGAUCGGAGCUAACAGUUGCAACGCACGUGGAAGAGGCUAAGAAGAAACCACACCACAUCGGUGGCUACCAAGUGGCCACGCCUAUUCUAACGGGCCUAGAAACCAAAUUCGGAAUCUCCCUGCCGAGAUUCUCCUAUCCUAAGGCGCAGUAA
This is a messenger RNA of Leptosia nina, 2043 nucleotides long. NCBI's taxonomy places the organism in Eukaryota, Metazoa, Arthropoda, Insecta, Lepidoptera, Pieridae. The record is from the annotation of a GenBank genome assembly.